Messenger RNA from Musa acuminata AAA Group (dessert banana), 2734 nucleotides. Its product is annotated as probable 3-hydroxyisobutyryl-CoA hydrolase 3. Bases 1359 to 2519 code for a protein of 386 amino acids. Gene Ontology annotation, biological process: L-valine catabolic process. The transcript has 21 exons. Lineage: Eukaryota; Viridiplantae; Streptophyta; Magnoliopsida; Zingiberales; Musaceae. The record is from RefSeq and is a predicted model, not a curated record. Gene Ontology annotation, molecular function: 3-hydroxyisobutyryl-CoA hydrolase activity.
GAGCAGUUGGCAGUGUUGGAAGGAAGAGAGAGGAGGAACGAAGAGAUGGGAGAAGAGAAAGAUGACGGCUCUUUCGUGCGUGGAAGAGGGCGUGCUGCGCUGCUGCGGCAGCAAAAGGUUCGCCAAGGAGAUGGUCUCGGCCUCCCCCUUCACCGACCUCGACCACGCCCUCCGAUCCGCCUGCGACAUCUGGUUCGACGAGGUCUCUCCUUUGCCCUAUUCGUAGUUCCUCUUCCCGUUCUUCUCUUUAGCCUGUUGUGAUUCCAUCUCCCUCUUGAUUUCUAAUGAAUCUUGUACGUCGACGCCGUCGGAUGACCCGAGGCUUUCGCGGCUCACCCGGCGAUCGGAGCCGCCUCUCCUUCCGUCUCCCAAACGAUUCCGCCUUGCAAGAAUUGGUGGAAUGGAAUUUUCGGUACAGGGAGACGUUUGGGUUCGUGUUCCUCAUAUGCGCAUCUGGGAGGGGAACGAUUGAGAUCCUUGCUGAAUUAAAGAAACGCUACCUGAAUAGGCCCAUUGUCGAACUUGAAAUAGCAGCACAAGAGGAGAUGAAGAUAAUUGAAUUGCGUCUUGCUAGGCUUUUUAAUUCUGAUGCUGGAUCAAACAUUCCAGUCACAACUCGUCUUCCUAUCGUUUAGGAAUCACUGGAGCACAUAUUAUGGCUAUUCCUUUGGUACCUUCCGGUAAAACCACUGAAAUUUCAGAUAAUAGUGAUCACACAUGUCCUCCCAGCACAACCCAUGUCCUGGAUGUUGCCCGUGGCUCUCCAGCUUCCGGCAUGGAGGUUCACCUUGAGAUGUGGAAAGGAACUCAUUAGCACCCAUCAUUUACAAACAGAGAAUCCACCCACCAGAUGUUGAUAGGCUCUUUGAUAACAAAUACUGAUGGCUGCAGUGGCCCUCUCUGAUGGGCAUCGUCGACCUUAUUACUCCUGGCUUUUAGCAGAUAAGUUUCAACACCGGUAAAUAUGGCUUCUUUGCUUGUGUCAGCUUGGUGUUUCAGGUCAGAGAAAACCAGAUAGCAGGACAUUGGUGUUUCCUCUGCUGCAUUCGUCCUUUUCGUUCAAGACAUACAGGGGGAGCUAGAUAUGGUACUCUUGGUUGCUUAACAGAUACUUUUCUAGCUUUGGCAGGAUCCAGUGUGGGCCCCUCUCACUCUCAUGGUGUGCAAUUAUGUUAGGGUUAAAAUUCAAUAUAUCAAGCGGCAUCAUCGUAAUUUCACUAUCAGCCGGGGGGGCAUAUAUGAGAACUUGGCUCAAAGACGCCAAACACAUCCCCAUCUUCCCAGCUGGAGCUGGCCCAGCACGUACCCCUUCGGUACAUUCUGUUUCAUGAGGGAAGGUUUUGUCUGUGGUGCACGUCAUGGCCUCGUCCUCGCCAAACGCCGACAAUGAUGGCACAAGCGAUCAGGUUUUGGUAGAAGACUGCAGGUUUACAAGGAUAUUGACGCUUAACAGGCCUCAACAGCUGAAUGCUCUGUCUACUCCAAUGAUUAUGAAGCUACUGAAGCUUUUUGUUGCUUAUGAGAAGGAUUCUGAUGUCAAAUUAUUGAUAGUGAAGGGAAAUGGAAGAGCAUUUUCUGCUGGAGGGGAUGUUGCAUCAGUUGCCCGAUCUGUCGCUCAAGGUCAAUGGGCUCUGGGUACAGAAUUCUUACGGAAUCAAUAUACCUUAAAUUACAUAAUUGCAACUUACGGCAAACCUCAGGUUUCUAUUCUAGAUGGAAUUGUCAUGGGUGGCGGGGCUGGCGUUUCAAUACAUGGUAGAUUUAGAGUUGUCACGGAGAAAACGGUUUUCGCUAUGCCAGAAACCUCACUGGGAUUCUUCCCAGAUAUAGGCGCUUCAUAUUUUUUAUCAAGGCUUCCAGGAUUCUUCGGGGAAUAUCUUGGCUUGACUGGUGCAAGGCUAGAUGGGGCUGAAAUGCUUGCAUGUGGCCUAGCAACUCACUUUGUCCCUUCUAUGAAUUUGGCAUAUCUGGAAGAUUUGCUCACUAAGGUGGAAACUUCUGAUCCCUUUGUAAUCUGCGCAAGUAUUGAUCAGUUCUCACAAAUGGUGCCUCUGAAAGCGAGUAGUGCUUAUAAUAGAUUGGAUAUAAUUGACAAAUGCUUCUCCAAAGAAACGGUCGAAGAAAUUAUAUCUGCUCUUGAGAAGGAAUCUGCUAGCAUGGCUGAUGAGUGGAUUGUGGUUGCAAUUCAGGCAUUGAAAAAGGCAUCUCCUAUCAGUCUAAAAGUCACUCUUAGAUCGAUCAGAGAAGGGAGACUGCAAGGAGUUGAUCGAUGUCUUACGAAGGAAUUCAGAUUGUGUUGUCAUAUAUUACGUCUCGAAGCCAGCAAGGAUUUCUUAGAGGGUUUCAGGGCUAUAUUGGUGGAUAAAGACAGGAAUCCGAAGUGGGAGCCUCCUAGAUUGGAUCUGGUAGAUUCCAAGGUGCUUGAUCAGUAUUUUGCCGAGGUCGACGACGCAAACUGGGAGGAUCUAAAACUCCCAUCAAGACGCAAUCUAGCUGCCAACUAUGUGUCAAAGAUGUGAAAGGAGUAUUGAUGAAUAAAAGGAGGUGUUCUUAUGUUGGGUAUGCCACCUUAUCUCUACAAAGUUCAGACUGGUAUUGUAUUGGUCCGUGCUAAUCUAUUGUGUGUCAUUACAUCGAUAUAUAUAUAUAUAUAUAUAUAUAUAUAUACUGUUGGGUGUAUCGUAAACAAUAUAACUAUAUUACAUAAAUAAAGUUGGUAUGAGACUAUUGUAAA